This is a messenger RNA of Medioppia subpectinata, 1470 nucleotides long. The record is from the annotation of a GenBank genome assembly. Lineage: Eukaryota; Metazoa; Arthropoda; Arachnida; Sarcoptiformes; Oppiidae.
AUGUAUAUGUGUUGCGUUUGCAAUGAAAAUACAAUUGAUGUGACGACAAGUUUGGGUGUAGUCAGGGGUCAAACAUCAGGACUCCAUGUAUUAAAUCAAAAAAUACAUCAAUUUUUAAAUAUACCCUACGCUGAGCCUCCUUUGGGAAGGUUAAGGUUCGCGCGUCCAUUACCCUUAAAAUCACCCAAAAAGGAAAUAAUAGACGCCACAAAACGAGGAAAUGCUUGCAUACAAAGAAUAUCAAUGCCUCCCUAUUUGUUUCAACGCAUAAAUAUCAGCGAAGACUGUCUGGUAUUAAAUAUAUGGACACCAAAUGGUUGUAAUAUAAACCAUAAUCAACGUAAAAGCAACCUUAAGGCAGUGAUGUUUAUGAUUCACCAUGGUGGACUAAGCGCUGGAUCAAUAUUUGUCGACAUUAAUAAUUUAAGCGUUUUGGCGGUCAAUGAUAUGGUUUUGGUUGCAAUUAACUACAGACUCGGGCCGUUGGGCUUUCUUUAUGGUAGCGACGAAACAACGCCCGGAAAUGUGGGCUUUUAUGACCAAUUGUUGGCACUCAAAUGGGUUAGGCAAAAUAUUGACGGGUUUGGAGGAGAUAGGGAUCGGAUUACCAUAUUUGGUAGCAGUGCUGGAAGUUGGUCGGUAUCCGCACACAUACUCUCCCCGUUAUCUAAAGGUUUAUUUAAAAGAGCUAUUAUGCAGAGCGGGGCUCUUAUUUACAACAAACUGCGUCCGGCCGUCAAUACUACUAAGGCAUUGAUCAAAGCCAAGACAUUAGCUCAACGAUUAAACUGUACGAAGUGUGGCGGCAAAUGGUUAGACUGUUUGCGGGCAAUCAACGAUUCCACAAUGUUUAUCGACAAAACCACAAACGCUAUCCUAACUAUAACUCGUCCGGUGUUCGGCACAGAGUUUCUUCCAUUAAUAGCCCAAAAAGCUUUUGAGACAAAUCUAUAUAAUUCGGAUGUUGAAUUGAUGGGGGGUUUGGCCAAAGACGAGGGAUCGCUGUCUGGUGUUUGGACUAUUCCAGAGUUAAACAAUGAAUUCACUGAACAUUUAUUUAGAAAAUUAAUCAAUAAAUUAAAUGCUGAAUAUUAUAACAUAGAUGUAAACAAAAUAACCGAUUAUUACCUAAAAAGUGUUAACAAAGCAAAUUCAGCACAACUGAAAGCAGCGUUCAUAGCAUUAUUGGGAGAUUUGUUCAUUACUUGUCCCACAUAUCAUUUUGCAAAAAAGUUCACCAAAAUUAAUACCAAUAUAGUAUACUAUUAUCGUUUCAAUCACGUUGCAAAAUUUUAUAAUCUAGUCAACCAAUGUGACGGUAAUGUUUGUCACGGCUCUGAAUUGGUGUUUAUAUUUGGAUUUUCACUUCAAUGUCCAAAAUUAGUGACAUAUAUUGAAUAUAAUUAUACCAUUGGAGUGAUGAAAAUUUGGGCCAAUUUUGCAAAGACGGGGUUCUUUACACUAUGGUGA